Topomyia yanbarensis is the source of this 1750-nucleotide messenger RNA. RefSeq names its product zinc finger protein 267-like. Gene Ontology annotation, cellular component: nucleus; chromosome. Gene Ontology annotation, biological process: regulation of transcription by RNA polymerase II. The record is from RefSeq and is a predicted model, not a curated record. The transcript has 3 exons. Gene Ontology annotation, molecular function: chromatin insulator sequence binding; zinc ion binding. NCBI's taxonomy places the organism in Eukaryota, Metazoa, Arthropoda, Insecta, Diptera, Culicidae. The coding region runs from base 69 to 1637 and encodes 522 amino acids.
UCCGCACUAAUAUUUUGAUUCUACUUUCGGGAAACAUUGCCACGGAUUGAUUAGCCAAACCAAGAGAUAUGUCUCCUAAACCAAAUCAAGAUCUGUGCCGUAUUUGCUAUAGUCUUGCCGUUACUUAUGUUCCACUUAGUAAAACAGUCAAUGGAAAUACCCUGGCUGAUAUGCUACGACACUGCGUGAAUCUAGAGAUCGAUGAAAGCGACGAUCUACCCUAUCAGUGCUGCACGGAAUGCAAAUCGGACUUGGAGGUUGCAUACAAAAUGGUUAUUCGUUGUCACGAAUCUGACACUAAGUUUAGAGAGCAGUUGAUGCAGUUCAAUCUUAAUCCUGGUAGUCUCCUAUUAACUGAUGAUUCAAAACCAUGGAUUGCAGAUACAAUCAAGACCGAAGUAAUAGCAGACGAUGAAAUCAUGCCGGAUGAAUGCAUCUAUGCAGAACCAUUGUUCGAUGUUCAAUCUACGUUGGAUGUGAAACCGACUGUUAAAAAGGAAACAGAGACUAAUUAUGAUACGGAUAAUUCAAAUGGUAAAACGGUAAAUUGCAACAAAGAAAAAGCUGUUGAUACGGACGAAAAACCAAAACGUAAAAAACAAAAACUGUCAGGUCCGAAACGAUGUUGCCGGUGUAAGCAGAAAUUAUCCACAAUGGAAGAGGUUCGUGAGCAUUCCAAAACCGUUCAUUUGAGUAUGAAAGUAACAGAUCCAGCAAGGAUUGAAGCACGCCCUUAUGAAUGUGGAAUAUGUUUCAAAAGGUACACAACGAAAAAGGCGCUGGGACUACAUAAGCAGCAGCUGUACAUUGAGAAUCAGCAUAAAUGUGACCAGUGUGAAGCGGAUUUCAAAUCCGAAGCCUCGUUGAACGCUCACAAAGAAACUCAUACUGCCGAUGUGGUACAACAAUACAGCAAUCGAAAAGGUCAACAACCUCGAUGCUGUGCCUGCUAUGAACAGUUUGAAUCAGAUGAACAGCUGAAGCAGCAUGCCAAUGAAAUACACCUCCCGGAAACAUUAGCAAUCGAGGAUACGAACAAUCAGUAUCAGUGUGACUUGUGUUACCGGAGAUAUAAAAAUGUACGGAUCCUUCGAGAACAUCAGCUGAAACCAUACCGUUUGCAACAAUAUCAGUGUUCAACCUGUGGGCGAAUUUUUCGAGACAAAGGAGCGGUGGCUGACCAUGAACGAUCACAUCUGAACGAACGCGCCUAUGUUUGUCCGGUCUGUGCCAAACCAUUUGUAAUGAAAGACUCGUAUCGAAAGCAUGUCAAAGCUCAUUCUUUGGCUGAGGAUCGCUUCAAGUGCGACAUUUGUGGUAAAGGAUUCAAAACUAAGGCAAAUCUCAAGGGUCAUUUUAUCACACAUAACCCACAGCAUCGGCCCAUACAUUGUACACUGUGCCCGUCUACCUUUGCUCGAAAGGUAUGCCUGCAAGCACAUAUGAAAUUACACACUGGCGAAAAGCCGUACAAGUGCGACCAGUGCGAUGCUGCCUACACAUUUUCUACAGACCUCAAACGUCAUAUUAUGGCACAUCAAGGACUGAAACCGUACGUGUGUACAAUUUGUGGUCGCGGAUACCCACGAAAGGAUUAUCUACGGAAACACAUGGCCAACCAUAACGCGCAGGGAUGACUUGAUUAACGACAAUGUGACAAUGUAUAGCGAAUGUUUCCAAUAUAGUAUAUGUAGAGCAUAAACUUCACAAUGGAUUGGGUAUAAACGAAAUACAAAAUUAUUUUAAUUCA